CAACCCUGGUCACGAAACGAAUGAGCGGGCCGUGGUGACAAAAGAAAAAUACAUCGCGUUUUCAUUUCCAAUGUGCUGCUGCGAAAAAGAUAAAGUUUAUAAUAUUUGCAAAAAUCCCCCCAUUUCUGGGAUUGAAUUGACGUGAGUAUUGCGAUUGCCUCUACGUCAGUAGUGGCUAGUACGAACGUGAGCAAGUGAAAUUUCUCAAGGUAAAGAUCGCGUACGUCGAGCACCAGCGUUAGUGGUGGAAAUGAGUGUGGACACCUACGAUGGCGCGGUUGGUUCCCAAACGUUGACCUUCCUGGACACCGAGGAAAACGACCUCAUCGGUGCGGACACCCAGGGGACUGAUUUCGACUUCCGGGACUUCACGAUUCCGUCGCAGAGCCAAACGCUUGCAUCGCAACUAGAUCAUUUGGGUGGCGCUGGAGGCUCGGGUAGUCAGCUCAACGGAUUUGGUCGCCGGCUAGGAUCGGAUGCAUCGAAAAUUGCCGGCAUUACUUCGGGCAUCAGUGAACUGCAGUUCGAAGAGGACGAAGAUGAUGCUGUCGUUGCGAGUCAGGAUCUGCCGACGCACGCCUGUCGCUACUGUGGCAUUCACGAGCCUAGCACGGUGGUGAUGUGCAACAUUUGCAAGAAGUGGUUCUGUAACGGGCGUGGAAGUACCUCCGGGUCGCACAUCGUCAACCAUUUGGUCCGUGCGAAGCAUCGCGAAGUGACACUGCAUGGCGAUGGGCCCCUCGGUGAAACAGUACUGGAGUGCUAUUCGUGUGGUGUUCGGAACGUUUUCGUUCUGGGCUUCAUCCCGGCUAAGGCGGACUCGGUUGUUGUGCUGCUGUGCAGACAACCGUGCGCAGCCCAAAACUCCAUCAAGGAUAUGAACUGGGACCAGGAGCAGUGGAAGCCGCUAAUAGCCGACCGGUGCUUUCUGUUUUGGUUAGUUAAGGUUCCGACCGAGCAGGAGCAAAUGCGUGCACGUCAGGUUUCUGCAGCGCAGAUCAACAAGUUGGAAGAAUUGUGGAAGGAAAAUGUUGAUGCAACAUUCCAGGACUUAGAGAAGCCGGGUAUCGACAAGGAACCAUCACCGGUUCAGUUCCGUUACGUGGAUGGCUACCAGUAUCAGAACAUUUUUGGUCCGUUGGUGAAACUGGAGGCGGAUUACGAUAAACGUCUGAAGGAAAGCCAGACCCAAGAGAGCAUUGAAAUUCGCUGGGACACUGGUUUGAACAAAAAAACUAUCGCCUAUUUUACCCUUGCCAAGAACGAUGGGGAUAUGAAGUUGAUGCAUGGAGAUGAACUUCGACUGCGCUACACCGGCGAAAUGCAUAAACCGUGGAGUUGUAUUGGACACGUCAUCAAGGUUCCGGAUAACUACGGUGAGGACGUGGGCCUGGAGUUGAAGCACAACCACCAGGCUCCGAUCGAGUGUACAUUGCACUUUGCGGUUGAUUUUAUCUGGAAAGGAACGUCUUUCGAUCGCAUGCAGAUGGCGCUUAGAAAGUUUGCCGUGGACGAUAAUAGCGUGUCAAAUUAUAUCUAUUCACGUUUGUUAGGCCAUGGGCGGCAGGACGGUUCAGACGACGUAACAUUCCGUAUCAAUAACUUGCCGAAACAUUUCAGUGCCCCAAACUUGCCGGAUUUGAAUCGUUCUCAAGUAUAUGCGGUAAAGCAUGCUCUACAACGUCCGCUAAGUUUGAUUCAAGGUCCUCCAGGCACGGGAAAAACGGUCACAUCCGCUACCAUUGUCUAUCAGCUUGUUCGCUUGAAUGGUGGUCCAAUACUUGUAUGUGCACCAAGUAAUACAGCAGUAGAUCAGCUGACGGAAAAGAUUCACCGUACCAAUUUGAAGGUGGUUCGUGUUUGUGCUAAAUCUCGUGAAGCUAUCGAUUCUCCUGUUAGUUUCCUUGCGCUGCACAAUCAGAUUCGCAACAUGGAACAAAACACUGACUUAAAGAAACUACAACAAUUGAAGGAUGAGACCGGUGAGUUGAGUUCUUCGGAUGAGAAACGAUACAGAAUGCUAAAGAAGCAAGCCGAACGCGAGCUGCUAGAAGCUGCUGAUGUUAUAUGUUGUACUUGUGUUGGUGCAGGAGAUCCACGUUUGCAGCGUAUAAAGUUCAGCUCUAUUCUGAUCGAUGAAUCGAUGCAGUCAACCGAACCGGAAUGUAUGGUCCCCGUAGUUCUCGGCGCGAAACAGCUCAUUCUGGUGGGGGAUCAUUGCCAGCUGGGACCGGUUGUAAUGUGUAAGAAAGCAGCUAAAGCAGGAUUAUCACAGAGUCUGUUCGAGCGUCUAGUGGUGCUUGGAAUACGUCCAUUCCGGCUGGAAGUUCAGUAUCGUAUGCACCCGGAAUUGUCCCAAUUUCCGUCGAAUUUCUUCUACGAGGGCAGUCUACAAAACGGUGUUUGUGCAGAAGAACGCAAGCUAAAAGUUGACUUUCCUUGGCCUUCCCCGGAUACUCCGAUGUUUUUCUUGGUGACACAAGGACAGGAAGAAAUCGCUGGCUCUGGAACGUCUUAUUUGAAUAGAACGGAAGCAUCGAAUGUGGAGAAAAUUACUACCAGAUUUUUGAAAGCCGGUGUUAAACCGGAGCAAAUCGGAAUCAUCACUCCUUACGAGGGUCAGCGCGCCUAUUUGGUUCAGUACAUGCAAUACCAAGGGUCACUGCAUUCCAAGCUGUACCAGGAAAUCGAAAUUGCUAGCGUCGACGCAUUUCAAGGCAGAGAGAAGGAUAUUAUCAUAAUGUCGUGUGUUCGCUCCAAUGAACAUCAAGGAAUCGGUUUCCUGAACGAUCCACGUAGAUUGAACGUGGCAUUGACGCGAGCCAAAUAUGGAAUCAUUAUUGUCGGAAACCCGAAGGUUCUUUCGAAACAGCAACUGUGGAAUCAUCUAUUGAACUUUUACAAAGACAAAAAAGUUUUGGUUGAAGGAUCCCUAAACAACCUCAAGGAGUCGAUGAUUCAGUUCACAAAACCGAAGAAGAUCGUUAACACAUUGAACCCUGGUUCACAUUUCAUGAACACUAUUAUGUACGAUGCCAAAGAGGCGGGUUAUUUUGAAAGAAACCACCACAACGUUAAUUUCGGUGGGAAUUCUUUUGGAAAUCCUGGUCCGAUCGGUAGCAUGAUGAAUGGUCCAAGAAAUCCCCCCCUGGACAUGUUCACCCGUACGCAUGAUCCAAUCAGCUAUAUUUCACCGGAACGUGCCCAAGCGGCGAUCAACAAUAUGCCAGUACCAGUCGGCAUGUUUAUGAAUAUGUCCAACGUUCCUCCUCGUUUCUUCCAGCAGCAGCAAGCUAUGCAGGCGGCCAAACAGGCUCGCCGUAUCAAACCCGGAACUGCUCCUAUCGGAACUAAACCCAAACAACGCCCAAUCGGGCCACCGUCUAGCCAGAACCAGAGCACACCCGGUCCCAUCGGGUCCGGUUCGCUUACUCAGGGUAUGUCCCAGAACAUGUCUCAACCGGGAUUCAGUCUGUCGCAGCAGCCCGAUUUCUCCCAGGACUACUUGGCCGAAUAUCGUUCCCAGGUAGACGGACUCCUUUCGCAAGAUUCCACCUUUGGCCAGGGUCAGUCUAUCGAGAAUGCUGCCGAUCGCCUGGUGUUUGAGCUACCACCGAAUCAGUUCUCACAACCGUAUUGAUAGAGAGGAUUACAGGAUGAACAGGAUGGCGUGCAGCCCGGGGGUAUAUCUUUGAAGCAGAUCAAAGCAGCAGCAGCAGAAACAGCAGUCAACAGUAAAAUCGCAUCUAACGCCAAAUUACCAAUUCGCAGUUUGAAACGAGAGCUCAAGUGGACGAUCAACAAAAACACGAACAGCUGAAACCCUCAUGCAAAUGGAACGGUGCAUUGGGAUUUUGGGAGGUAGGAAACCGUCCCUAGUGCGAAUCUACUGGUGCUUGUCCCCGCGCCGUCAUCGUCGUCGAAGUCGUCUUGUCGGAAAACGAGAAAAAAGGCGGUAUGGAAUUUGGAAUAAGAGCGACUCCAAUGCGACCAACACAAAAGCUGCCACUAGGAAUUCUUUUCCCUGGAAAUCAUAGCAGCAGCCGCGGCAGCAAGAAAUUGUGCGACCUCAUAUCACACGACUAUAGCUAACUAAUCUUUUCAUGAACAUCUCUAUCGCGAUGGGGGACAAAUCUCCCACACACACAACAAACCUUUGCUUUCACGUGGGUCUUUCUGUGACAGUAUCGCUGGAAAAAUUGAUGUCCGAAAUGACGUAACAGUAGCCGCGAGUUGUCCAAGAUCCCACACGACGAGGGAACAUAUUGUGGCUGAACUAAUAGCAGCAACGGGAGAGUGUUCCUGCUAUGCGAGUGGUUAGAAUUUUUUUUCUCUGAAAAAUUAUUUUCCUUUUACAACAACAAAAUAUUUGCUCAGUAUCUCUCCUUCGUUUUUCAUGCAAUUCAUUUUGUUCUUUCUAUUUCGGACACAACAAAUCUCGCGAGUAAUACAUGGCAUGGCAUCAGUACUGUACCAGGUUAGCGCGCAGAUAGAUCAAAACGAAAUAUUUUUUUUUUAUUUUUUAUAUGACUACUUACAAAUAGUUUGGUAAACGUUAUUUCUUUAUGCAAUACCCGAAAACAUUUGAAAUUAGGAAAGUAGACUAAAUUAUGUACGAGCGGAAAAGGGACGUAUUUUCAUCAAACUGAUGUGCUACAAAUAGAUCCGUUUUAUCCGAAAGUCUGUCUGUAAUGAUAAAAUGGUUGAAUUUCUGCAUAAGAACAUGGUAUUGGUGUACCAUUACUACGUGAAAUUCGGUGGCAUCAUUGAACAUGCAUUUUUGGCAGGCUAUCUUCUUAGGCAUCACACUUGCUUGGUUGAUAAAAUCAAAAACAGUAAACACCACCAGCUUAACAUAAUGUACUACCUUUUCCAAAAAAAAGAAUAAAAAUGUAAAAAUCCUCUGGGACA
Messenger RNA from Wyeomyia smithii (pitcher-plant mosquito), 4911 nucleotides. RefSeq names its product regulator of nonsense transcripts 1 homolog (gene Upf1). Bases 251 to 3640 code for a protein of 1129 amino acids. Gene Ontology annotation, cellular component: cytoplasm. The record is from RefSeq and is a predicted model, not a curated record. The transcript has 5 exons. Gene Ontology annotation, molecular function: hydrolase activity; RNA binding; ATP binding. Gene Ontology annotation, biological process: nuclear-transcribed mRNA catabolic process, nonsense-mediated decay. NCBI's taxonomy places the organism in Eukaryota, Metazoa, Arthropoda, Insecta, Diptera, Culicidae.